Tachysurus vachellii is the source of this 3189-nucleotide messenger RNA. It is a transcript of the gene tmem198aa, whose product is annotated as transmembrane protein 198a. NCBI's taxonomy places the organism in Eukaryota, Metazoa, Chordata, Actinopteri, Siluriformes, Bagridae. Gene Ontology annotation, biological process: positive regulation of canonical Wnt signaling pathway. The transcript is spliced from 5 exons. The coding region runs from base 521 to 1687 and encodes 388 amino acids. The record is from RefSeq and is a predicted model, not a curated record. Gene Ontology annotation, cellular component: plasma membrane; cytoplasmic vesicle.
UUUUGUCUCCCAAAUGGUUCACUCCAAACAAAGCCGUGAGCGCGUGAACGACUGAAUUACACUCGAACCGCUGGAUUGAACGGAAGCGGGUUCGGUUCAGUACCGGUCCCUGUGGGGAAACUGUCAAACCAUAUCAAGAUUCAGAGCAAAAGGAUAUAUACGUUUUUGUUGGUUUCUACAAACGCUAACGCGUCUGUUUGGUUCUACCCAGUGGUUGUGAAAGAUAGGUUUGGAUAAGGAGGAAUUCACCUGUUAUGGUUCUCCUUAAUGGGAAUGCUUGUUCAUCUCGGCUUAAGGACUUGCUAUAUUAAAUGAAAGACAGGUUUCCUGGACGUUGAAAAUGAUGCUGAGGUUUAAACUCGAAUAGAGGAGGACAUUUCUACUCCUGGAUGAGCGCAGGAGCUGGAGGAAUUGGUGAAUCUUCUUGAAUGGGACAUUCCUUUUGAAUUUUUCUGACCCUACUCUUCCCUCUCUUGCCAUCUCCUUCCAUAAAGUCCCCCACGUGACCCUCGUGAUCAUCAUGUCCUCUGAGGCCCAGAUUCUGGCCUUUAAACUCGCCCCACCAGCUCAGGGUGGGAACGGAGACAGUCUUUUUAGCUGUGACGAGGAGAUCGAGCGGCGCUAUGAAGUUGUCCCUUCUGUUGUCUGCUCCAUGUGCUGCCUCUUUGGCAUCAUUUAUUGCUUCUUUGGCUACCGCUGUUUUAAGGCUGUAAUGUUCCUGACCGGCUUGAUGUUCGGCUCCAUCAUUAUUUUCAUGCUGUGCUACAAGGAGCGAGUGAUGGACACUCAGCUGAGCGUGGAGGCCAGUGUGGGAAUUGGGCUGGGCAUCGGCACGCUGUGUGGUUUAGUUACCAUGCUGGUGCGUAGUGUGGGGCUCUUCAUGGUAGGCCUGCUGCUGGGCUUGCUGGUGGCACUGGCCUCAUUGGUAGUGCUGGAAGAAUUCUACCAUCCUCGUACGGUGUGGCUGCCACUGGGUGUACUGCUAGGUUCAGGCAUGCUGUUUGCUGUGCUCACUCUGCAGUGGCAGCGCUGCUUCACCACACUCUCCACGGCUGUGUUCGGCUCAGCCAUUGUUACUGUCACUGUGGAUUAUUUUGUGGAGCUGUUUGCACUCACACGCUACAUCUAUGAAAGGGUGAAGGUGGCACCUCCUCAGCCUGUCUGCUGGUACACGUGGGUGGUGAUGGGCGUGUGGCCUGUGCUUGCCCUGCUGGGAGUCCUUAUUCAGUGGAAGGUGACUGCAGAUGGAUACUCACACACUGAAGUGUUCAUCAGUCAUCAGCAGAGGCGGCUGCAGCUGAUGAAGAUUCGGCAAAAAGAGGAGAGAAGAGAAAACAGGAAAAAGAAGCAGAAACAACAACAGAAACCCCAACAGCAGCAGCAGCUGCAGCAUAAGCAGAAACAAAAAUACCACCAUCCUCCCCAGUCUAACCCUCUUUCCACCAACCCUCCUGCAAAAGUCCAGCAUCAAGAACCCACAUAUCGCAGGAAACCCAACCCCACACGGCGCUAUGAUGGAGAUGUUCUCUCGCCGAGCUACAUUCAGCAUUUCCGGGACAGACACGUGGACAGACGUGGCUACUCACACGGCAGAUUGAUUAGCAGCUCUCAUACAGUGGAUAUAGACUAUGACUGCGGCUCUCAGGUCCCUCUGACCGCUCAUACAGGACCUGCAGUGAGGGUGUGAUCAUGCCCCCUUGUGUUCAGUGGCGUUGUUCCAACCAGGCCUGCUCCUGUGCAGUCCUCAGUUCAGAGUCUGAACGGAGAAGAAGCGUUCAUACAGUGGACCCACAUGCUGUGGCUCUGCUUUGUUGUGUAAUAAGUGAUGCAGUGGGGAGGAAUGUUUUUGUCAACAACCUUAUUCAUCAGGGCUCUGACUGGAAAUAGUUUCUCUCUUUCUAGAUUGAAAUUGUGUACUACUGUGUGUGUGCGUGUGUGUGUUUGUGUGUGUGUGUGUGCGUGCCUGGCCCUCCAUGGUUCCCCGGAUCAUUAUUUGACAGUACGCUGUCCCUUGGCAUGCAGAAUGAGCUCAUUACUUGUAACAGCCAUUUUAAACAGGGGACAUUAUUCAGACUGAGCACUGGACCAAAUGUGGCUCUGAAGCCUCCCCAUCACACAUAAAUCAUACUAGUUUCUGAACAAAACAGCAUGUCUAACAGCAGACAUUAUAACUCUUCCUUGCAGGAGGGAAAUAUGCCCAGUUAUGGGGAUGCACUCUAUUCACCGGAAGGUUGUUUACAGUACAGAAGAGGCCAUAGGUACAUUUUACAGGAGCAGAAAACUGUGAGCUUCGUUUGUCAGGACUAAUGGCCCAAUUCUGUGCACUUUUCCAAGGAAAGGAUCUUACAGGUCCUUUACUGAGACAUACUGCCAAGCAUGUCAAGUACUUGCUGGUGUUGGAUUACCUCAUUCAGAUGAUGUUGGGUGAAUAAGGCACCAUUUUUCAUUGUCAAAAUUAAGACUGAAUUUAGCUCUCAUUAUGUCCCAUAUGGCUUAGUUAAAGCUUUCAUGCAGCAACUCCUAUUAGACCUGUUGGGGAUAAGGCAUUAACAGAUUACCCUAAUGAUGCAGGUAACACUGUGAAACUACGGGAGCUUUUGUGCAGAUGAUUUAAAGUGUCCUUGUCUACUGUGAAGGUUUUUCAAUGUGUCCAAGGUAUUGACUGAAUAAGAGUGAAGAUUUAAAAUGGUGGUCCAGCCACAUUAAACAGGGAUAUUAUAUGUUUGUGUGUAUAUAUGUAUGUAUGUGUGCGUGUGUGUUUGUUUCUAUGUCUAAUUUUGUGGGGAGGAAAAGUGUGCAUGUGUAUGUAUGCAGAGUACCGAAAAGGCGAUCAACGUAGUAUUUUGUCAUUUUUGACGUUAGCAUUUGUUUACAUCCUGCCUAUUCCUCUCAUGGAUGUGUAAAUCGUCUUCAGUCUGGUUCGAACUCAAAACUGUAAAGAACUGAAGCAGUCAUCCUCGCUCUGUUUACUGUCUUUUACUACAGCAGCAUCUGUUGCUUCUGGACAUUUUGUACAUUUAGCUGAAUGCUGAACAUAUUUGUACAUAUCCUACCAAUAGUGUCAUGUUUUGUGUGUUUUUCUCUGAUUGAUACAUAAUUACAUCUGAAUGCUGAUGCAGUGUCAUCAUGAGUCUACUGGGUCUAUUUAUAUUUCAACAUUUUUGUUGUUUGAAAAUGACAGAUGGAAGG